Messenger RNA from Humulus lupulus (European hop), 2137 nucleotides. RefSeq names its product rust resistance kinase Lr10-like. The coding region runs from base 299 to 2080 and encodes 593 amino acids. The transcript is spliced from 3 exons. Gene Ontology annotation, molecular function: protein kinase activity; ATP binding; polysaccharide binding. Gene Ontology annotation, biological process: protein phosphorylation. Lineage: Eukaryota; Viridiplantae; Streptophyta; Magnoliopsida; Rosales; Cannabaceae. The record is from RefSeq and is a predicted model, not a curated record.
UUUAUUUGUUUUCAUUAAAAGAGUGAUUUUUUUUUAGAAAUUAAAGUGUCAUUAAUAAUACUUCUAACUUCGCCUACAAGGCUUAGACUGCAUACAUUGACCGGCAUGUGCUUUAGAUACAGGGCAGCAGUUUUUCCGGUUUCAUCACCCUUUAUCACCAUAGAACUAUAAAUUAAGAUUACAUAAUAAAGGUAGAAACAAAUUAAAAUAAGGUUAUAUAUAUAUUUAUACACGGAGAGAUUUUCCAUAGAGCUAGAAAUUUUAUUAUAGAUAUAUCCAAAAGAUUGAAAUUGAUCAAAUGAUGUAUUGGUCAUGCAUGCUGUUGUUACUGGUGGCGUUGUUGGUGGAGGUUGGAGCUAAGUGUGGAGAGAAAAGCCCAAAUAUCAGAUUCCCAUUUGGACUCAAACAUGACCAAAAUCACUCAGCCUACCCAGGGUUCGAGCUAUCUUGCAGUGCCAAACACACAGUUCUUGAGUUCCCAAAAUCAUCUUUGAAGUUCUUCGUAAAAGACAUUGACUAUAGAGCUCAAGUAAUUGAAGUUUACGACCCUGGUAAUUGCAUUCAGAGACAGCUUUUGAAAAUCCAUGACUUGCCAUCAAUUUCUCCAUUUCUUUUUGCCCAAGAUUUCCUCACUAAUUAUACCUUGUUCAAUUGUUCUAUCGAUGAAGGAGAUAGUAGUCUUUAUUACGAAUCCAUCCCUUGCCUUGCUGGCCCCGGAUUUACUAUUUAUCUUUCUGAGUCUCAAUCUGCAAUUGAAGACUUGCCCAUAUAUUGUACUAAGGUGAAUUACAGGGUUCUUUUCAGUGGAAUAUCUGCUAACAAAUUACAUUUGAAAUGGGUUGAACCGAAUUGUGGUCAUUGUGAAGCAAAAGGGAAGAGGUGUGGUCCCAAAUACAAUAAUAAUGGCACCAAUCUCGAAUUAAUUGAAUGUUUCCAUCCCAAAGGUGAAAAGAAGAAAUAUGUGGCUACUGGUGUUACCCUUGGUGCGGCAGUUCUGAUAGCGGUAAUUACUCUAGUAUAUCGUGCUUACAAUUCUAAUAAACAGGAAAAGGAGUAUAAACUGAGAAUAGAGAGAUUUUUGGAGGAUUACAAUGCUCUUAAACCAAGCAGGUAUACAUAUGCUGAUAUCAAGCAAAUUACAAGUAAAUUCAUGGAAAAAUUGGGGGAAGGAGCUUAUGGGACCGUUUACAAAGGAAAGCUCUCUGCGGAUUUAUUCGUUGCAGUGAAAAUCCUUAACAGUUCAAAAGGAAAUGGAGAAGAGUUUAUAAAUGAAGUUGGAACAAUAGGUCGAAUUCACCAUGUCAAUGUGGUUCGUUUGGUUGGCUAUUGUGCGGAUGGAGCUAGGAGAGGACUUGUUUAUGAGUUCUCACCAAAUGGGUCAUUGCAACGACACAUAUCUUCACCGGAUUCUGAACAUUUUCUUGGCUGGAAAAAGUUGCAAGAAAUUACUUUAGGUAUAGCCAAAGGAGUUGAAUAUCUUCACCAAGGGUGUGAUCAACAAAUCCUUCAUUUCGAUAUAAAACCUCAUAAUGUAUUGUUGGACGAAAACUUCACUCCAAAAAUUUCAGAUUUUGGUUUGGCCAAGCUGUGUUUGAAGGAUCAAAGUAUAGUGUCAAUGACCACAGCUAGAGGAACGAUGGGGUACAUUGCACCUGAAGUCUUCUCAAGAAACUUUGGAAAUGUAUCAUAUAAGUCGGAUAUUUAUAGUUUUGGAAUGGUGCUGCUAGAAAUGGUUGGUGGGAAGAAGAUUACAGACGUAAAAGAGGACAAUACUAGUCAAGUUCACUACCCAGAAUGGAUCUAUAACCUCUUAGAAGAAGGAGAAGAUCUACGAAUCCAUAUUGACAAAGAAGAAGAUGCUAAGAUUGCCAAGAAAUUAGCAAUUGUAGGUCUAUGGUGCAUUCAGUGGCACCCUACAGAUCGUCCAUCCAUGAAACUUAUAGUUCAAAUGCUCGAAGGAGAGGAAAAGUUAACCUUUCCACCAAAUCCUUUUGGCUCUACAUAUCCAACGAAACAAUUGUUGAUGUGCCAACAAAAAAACUUCAGACGAACCGAGAGUAAAAAGCUAUACCUGAAUUAGUGUCAGCACGUAUGAGAUAUUUUUUACCUCCAAAAUGUUGAUAUCUACUUUUGUCAA